AGCCAAAUGGCAAUCGUUUGUUGAACGUAUUAUCUGUAAGUGGAAUGAAACUCAGCGGCUUUCUCUCUGGUUUCAAGAAAAGGAGCGGUGGUUUCCUUGGUUGUCUGUCAGAGGGCUUUCCCCGGAGUCCGGUCACAUCGCCGGGCACCGAGUGGCGACGACUACCGCCAGUAGCCGACAAAGUCCUUCGGGAAGGAGGGGGGAAACCCACAGAUCUACGUCCACCAUGUCCGGCCACGGCUGUAAAGACGACUCCCUGGACUUUGGUGUAGAGAACCGCACGGACUCGGGUAUUGACUCGUACCGAUCCAUCCUGAAGUCUGAAGAGCCCCAGGAGUCUGGUGACAUUAGUGGGCCCAGGGAGAAGUUCUCCGCCGUGGAGGAGCGGCUGGACUCAGCCUACGGCUCCUCGUCCAUCACCGGGGAGAGUUUAUCGGAGCUGGUGCAGAGCUGUGAGAUCUCCAGCGUCCAGGAGGAGCAGGAGACACAGAGUUCUGAGCUGUCGGAGCAGGAGGAGAACCUGCUCACCACCAUCACUGAGGAAGGAGACACGUUCCUGCACUUGGCGAUAAUCCACGAGGACGGUGUCAUCAUUCAGCACCUGAUCGACCUUUUCCCCAAAGAAGUCCUAGACAUCCAGAACAACCUGUACCAGAGCCCUCUGCACCUGGCCACCUAUCUAAACCUGACAGACGUGGUGAAAAGCCUGGUGGAGAAGGGAGUCAGCCUGGAGCUGCAGGACCACGACGGAAACACUGCGCUGCACGUGGCCUGUCAGCACGGACAAACGGAAUGUGCCAACGAGAUGACGCAAAAUGUUUCCCCCAGCAAACUGGCACCGGUCCUAGAGACCCAGAACUGGAGAGGUCUGGCCUGUCUCCACUUGGCUGCUCUGAACAGGCAACAUCAGAUUAUGAAGGUCCUGAUAAAAAAGGGAGCUGAUUUAAAUAUCCAGGAAGGUACAAGUGGGAAAACAGCACUCCACCUGGCAGUCGAACAGCAUGACGUCGUAUCGGUAAAGCUGCUGCUCAAAUGGGGGGCCAACGUGGACGCUGCCAUGUUUAACGGCUGUACGCCGCUGCACCUGGCGGUGGGGAGGCAGGACGCCACCAUCUCUGACCUCCUCUGCCACGCUGGAGCUGACACCAUGCUGAGGAACAUGGAGGACGAGACGGCGCUGGAUCUGGCUGACGGCAACGAUGACAUUCUGGCUCUGUUCCCUUUCGAUGACAUCCAGAUCUCUGGGCGAUCGGUGGUUGGUGUGAAGUACUAGAGCAGAAUCCUGAAUCCUUAAAAUGUAUACUAUGUCUGGAGCUCUACUGUGGCUUGAAUCAACCUGAGGGGAAAAAAUGCUGCAUUUGCGCAAAGGUUUUCAUUAAAUAGUGGCUCUAUUCAUAGUAACCUUUGAUUUCAUUUUUAUUUAUGUUUUGUGUUGAUAAAAAGUGCACGUCCGAUGGCUCCUCACCUCCCUCUGUCAAAGCAUGUUUUUGUCCAAUGGAGGACCGGUUCAUGAAAUCCUCUUAAUCUGUGCCUCUGGACUGGGUUUGUACUUGGCUGCAAAAGCCUGUGACUGUGAGUGCCAAAUUGUUUUCAGCAUCUUUAAAAAAAAGAAAGAAACUCUACCUCUCCUUAAUAUGGAACUAGUUAAAAUGGCUAGAAAAUGAACAACCAAAUCUCUUUUUUUCAACUUGUCUUAAACUAAACCAUUACCACUAUGACAGCUUUUGUGUUUAAUCAAAAAAGUACAAUCUUCUAUUUUUAAAAUCCUUCACUCGUUGCUACAAAGAGACUCUUGGAGGAAUGCAGCCAGAGGCCUUUAAUCUAAAGCAGAUGAGCUAAUAACAACCUGCCUAUUUAAAGAAUCAGAUUUUCUAUCUAAUCAAUCUAUAUCUAUUUAUCUCACUUCAAAAAAAUUGGUUCUUUGGUGUAUAAUUUCUGUGGCCUGUCCAGUUAACAUGAGCAGUUCCUUUAUUUUUUAAUAAAAAAAAAUCAACUGCA
Molecule: messenger RNA, 1998 nt
Organism: Cynoglossus semilaevis (tongue sole)
Lineage: Eukaryota; Metazoa; Chordata; Actinopteri; Pleuronectiformes; Cynoglossidae
Gene: nfkbie
Product: nuclear factor of kappa light polypeptide gene enhancer in B-cells inhibitor, epsilon
Exons: 6
Coding region: 227-1273 (348 amino acids)
Biological process (GO): cellular response to tumor necrosis factor
Cellular component (GO): cytosol
Molecular function (GO): NF-kappaB binding
Source: RefSeq, a predicted model, not a curated record